This is a messenger RNA of Fragaria vesca subsp. vesca, 9686 nucleotides long. RefSeq lists its product as uncharacterized. The record is from RefSeq and is a predicted model, not a curated record. The transcript is spliced from 31 exons. The coding region runs from base 1 to 9039 and encodes 3012 amino acids. Lineage: Eukaryota; Viridiplantae; Streptophyta; Magnoliopsida; Rosales; Rosaceae. Gene Ontology annotation, molecular function: protein binding.
AUGGAAGAAGAAGAGGAGAGAAAGGAGGUUGAAAAUAUUUCCAGCAAGGAUACAGGUAAUCAUGAGCUGGUUAGUGGUGUACAGGAAAAUGUUGAUCCAUCUCCCCCGGAAACUACUGGUGAUACGGAUGGUAAAGCUGAUGCAGGACGGAAUAGCAUAACAUUGCAAACAACUGAUUCUGUUCCUAAGGUUUUGGAUCAGGAAACUGCCGGUAAUACUGAUGGUAAAGCUGAUGCAGGACGGAAUAGCGUAACAUUGCAAGUAACUGAUCCUCUACAUAAAGUUUUGGAUGAGGACCAGUUCGAGCAGGUCAACUUGAAAGAUCAAGAUAAGACUGUUGGUGCAUCUAUAGGCAGUCAUGUGGAAUCAAAUCGGACAUCAAAUUCAGACAAUGCUAGACAAUCAUAUGGUGGGUUUGAAGUUGCCUCACAGGCUUUGACUUCAGAAUUUGAUUCUUCUAUGGUUGAUGAGUUGCAUGAUGAUCAGUCUGCCUGGAGCCCACGUCAAGACAGUCAAUUUGGUCACUCUAUCUACACAUCCAUGUCAGCUGGUAGUUUUGAUUCUUCUUAUUACGGGGAUGCAGGUUAUUCUCCGGUAGGUUCACCCCCGAAAUCAAGGCAGAAACCUAUUAUGCCGAAUGUAUCUCCGGAGUUGCUACAUUUGGUGGAUUCUGCCAUCAUGGGAAAGCCUGAAAGUUUGGACAAACUGAAGAAUAUUGUCAGUGGUGUGGAGAGUUUCGGAACUGGGGAGGAAAUGGAGAGCAUUGCUUACUUGGUAGUUGAUUCACUUAUUGCAACAAUGGGUGGUGUUGAAAGUUUUGAAGAAGAUGAGGAUAACAAUCCUCCUAGCGUGAUGCUAAACUCUCGGGCUGCCAUUGUCGCAGGCGAACUUAUUCCUUCGCUUCCUGGGUUCGGUGAUAGUCAUGCUAUCAUGUCCCCUCGCACACGAAUGGUAAGGGGGCUACUUGCUAUAUUACGGGCUUGUACAAGAAACAGAGCGAUGUGCUCGAUGGCUGGUUUAUUAGGAGUUCUUCUAAGGACAGCAGAGAAGAUUUUUAUGCAGGAUGUUAAUUCAACCGAGCAAAUGAGAUGGGAUGGAACUCCUUUAUGUUACUGCAUUCAACACUUAGCAGGGCAUUCACUUAGUGUUGUUGAUAUGCACAGAUGGUUUCAAGUCAUUACUCGGACGCUUACCACAAUAUGGGCAACCCGAUUAAUGCUUGCUCUGGAGAAGGCUAUGGGUGGAAAGGAGUCGAGGGGACCAGCAUGUACAUUUGAGUUUGAUGGUGAAAGCUCAGGUUUGCUUGGUCCAGGGGAGAGUCGUUGGCCAUUUACCAAUGGUUAUGCUUUCGCAACAUGGAUUUACAUUGAAUCAUUUGCAGAUACAUUGAAUGCAGCAACUGCUGCAGCAGCAAUUGCUGCAGCUGCUGCUGCCAAAUCAGGUAAAUCGUCAGCAAUGUCGGCUGCUGCUGCUGCCAGUGCACUUGCUGGUGAAGGCACAGCACACAUGCCGCGGUUGUUCAGUUUCUUAUCUGCUGAUAAUCAGGGGUUAGAGGCAUACUUCCAUGCACAGUUUUUGGUGGUCGAAUGUGGUAGUGGAAAGGGUAAGAAAUCUUCGUUACAUUUCACACAUGCAUUCAAGCCACAAUGCUGGUACUUCAUCGGUCUAGAGCAUACUUGUAAGCAGGGGAUUCUUGGGAAAGCAGAAAGUGAAUUAAGAUUGUAUAUUGAUGGCUCGCUGUAUGAAACUCGACCUUUUGAGUUCCCUCGGAUCUCUAAGCCGCUUGCAUUUUGCUGCAUUGGGACAAACCCUCCUGCUACAAUGGCUGGUUUACAACGUCGUCGCCGUCAAUGCCCUUUAUUUGCUGAGAUGGGGCCUGUUUAUAUUUUUAAGGAACCAAUUGGGCCAGAAAGGAUGUCACGUUUGGCUUCUAGGGGAGGGGAUGCUCUUCCUUCUUUUGGUCAUGGGGCAGGGCUGCCAUGGCUAGCAACAAAUUUGGAAGUGCAAAAUAUGGCAGAGGAAAGUUCACUUUUGGAUGCAGAAAUUGGCGGACUCAUUCACCUAUUCUACCACCCCAGUUUGCUUAGUGGGCGGUUCUGUCCAGAUGCUUCCCCAAGUGGUGCCUCAGGAAUGCUUCGACGACCAGCAGAGGUUCUUGGGCAGGUCCAUAUUGCUACACGAAUGCGUCCUGUAGCAGCUCUGUGGGCCUUUUCCUAUGGGGGUCCCAUGUCUUUACUUCCUUUAGCAGUCAGCAAUGUGGAUAAAGUUACCCUUGAACCACAACAAGGGAAUCCCUCUUUGUCUUUGGCUACCACUGCUCUUGCUGCUCCGAUAUUCAGAAUAAUUAGCACUGCUAUUCAAUACCCUUGGAACAAUGAAGAGUUGUGUCGUACCAGAGGGCCUGAGGUUCUGUCAAGAAUCUUGAACUAUCUUUUGCUAACUUUAUCUUCACUUUAUGCUGGAAAACAAAAUGGUGUCAGUGAUGAGGAACUUGUUGCUUCUGUUUUAUCACUAUGUCAAUCUCAGCAGAAGAACUAUUCACUCAAGGUGCAGCUUUUCAGCACAUUGCUGUUGGAUCUAAAAGUUUGGAGCUUAUGUAACUAUGGGAUACAAAAGAAGCUUCUUUCAUCACUUGCAGACAUGGUUUUUACAGAGUCAUCAGUAAUGCGAGAUGCUAAUGCCAUUCAGAUGCUUCUUGACAGUUGCAGAAGAUGCUAUUGGACAAUUCAUGAAAAGGAUUCAGUGAAUACUUUUUCUCCUUCACGUAGUGAGGCAAGCCGGCCUGUGGGCGAGGUGAAUGCUUUGGUUGAUGAACUCUUAGUUAUUAUUGAACUUCUUCUAGUAGCAGCACCUCCUUCAUUGGCUUCAGAUGAUGUUCGUUGUUUACUGGGGUUCAUGGUUGAUUGCCCACAACCAAAUCAGGUGGCAAGGGUUUUGCAUCUGAUUUAUAGAUUGGUAGUACAGCCAAAUACAUCAAGAGCUCAGACAUUUGCAGAGGCAUUUAUAGCUUCUGGUGGGAUAGAGACCCUUCUUGUUUUGUUGCAACGAGAAGCCAAAGCAGGUGACUAUAGUGUUCCAGAAUCCAUGACUAAUAAUGAUGAAGUUUUGUCAGUCCAGCCACCUGAGCAAGAUGGUAGUGUUGGAGGAGUUUCUGAGAAAAAUCAGGAUGAUGAAUUAGAAACAUCAAAGGAAAAGGAAAAUUCGCGGAAACUUGUUACAUUCCAAUCCCCUGAGGGAGCUAGCAGUCCGGUUUCUGUUUCUCCUGAGUUGAACAUUGCAAGAAUGACUUCUGCUUCAGAAAGCACAUUUAUAAAGAAUCUGGGUGGUAUAGAUCUCUCAAUUAGUGCUGAUAAUGCAAGGAAUAAUGUUUACAAUAUCGAUAAAAGUGAUGACGUUGUUGCCCGAAUUAUCGGGCUCUUAGGUGCUUUAGUUGCUUCUGGGUACUUGAAAAUUGGUUCAACUGCUUCCUCAGAUAUGAGUAACAACAUUAUAGGUAACACACUGCCUGAUGGAGGGGGUAGCAUGUUUGAAGAUAAAGUUUCCCUUUUGCUUUUUGCUUUACAGAAGGCUUUCCAAGCAGCACCGAACCGAUUGUUGACCAGUAAUGUGUAUGCAGCUUUGUUGGGGGCGUCGAUAAAUGCCUCUUCAGCUGAUGAGGCGUUGAACUUCUAUGAUUCCGGUCAUCAAUUUGAACAUGUGCAACUUCUGUUGGUUCUCUUGCGGUCACUACCAUUUGCACCCAAGGCACUGCAGACCCGAGCACUACAGGAUCUUCUGUUUUUGGCUUGCAGUCAAUCAGAAAAUAGAAGCAGUCUUACAAACAUGGAGGAAUGGCCUGAAUGGAUUCUUGAGGUUCUCAUCUCUAGCUAUGAGAUGGGUGCAAGCAAACAUUCUGAUUCCGCAAGGGACAUAGAAGACCUCGUACACAACUUCCUGAUUAUAAUGUUAGAACAUUCCAUGCGCCAGAAGGAUGGCUGGAAGGAUAUUGAAGCUACAAUUCAUUGUGCAGAGUGGCUUUCUAUAGUGGGUGGAUCAAGCACCGGAGACCAACGGGUUAGGCGCGAGGAAUCAUUGCCCAUCUUUAAAAGGAGGUUAUUAGGUGGUUUGCUUGACUUCGCUGCUAGAGAACUCCAGUAUCAGACUCAAGUUAUUGCUGCGGCAUCUGCGAAUCUUGCAUCAGAGUCUUUAUCGCCAAAAGAUGCCAAGGCAGAAGCAGAGAAUGUGGCUCAACUCUCUGUAGCAUUAGUAGAAAAUGCUAUAGUGAUACUAAUGCUGGUCGAGGAUCAUUUACGGUUACAGUGCAAACUGUCAUCUGCUUCACGUGCAGCAGAUAGUUCUCCAUCUCCCCUUUCUCUUGUAUCUCCCCUCAAUAACCGAUCAAAUUCUUCAAAUACAGUUGGUGGAGAUUCCUUGGGAGCGUCGGGUGAUUGUAGCUCCUUAUCUGGUGAUUCUGGGGGACUUCCUGUUGAUCUUCUUGCUUCAAUGGCCGAUGCAAAUGGUCAAGUAUCUGCAGCAGUGAUGGAACGUCUUACUGCUGCAGCAGCGGCUGAGCCUUAUGGCUCUGUUUCUUGUGCUUUUGUAUCAUAUGGAAGCUGUACUACGGAUCUAGCAAUGGGGUGGAAGUAUAGGAGCAGAUUAUGGUAUGGAGUAGGCAUUCCUUCAAACACUGCAGCCUUUGGUGGCGGUGGCAGUGGUAGGGAAUCAUGGAUGGCUGCACUGGAGAAGGAUGCAAAUGGAAACUGGAUUGAACUUCCUUUGGUGAAAAAGUCUGUUGCAAUGCUCCAAGCUUUACUAUUAGAUGAUUCGGGACUUGGUGGGGGACUCGGCAUAGGUGGUGGAUCUGGUACUGGAAUGGGAGGCAUGGCAGCACUCUACCAGUUAUUGGACAGUGACCAACCAUUCCUAUGCAUGCUUAGAAUGACACUUCUUUCUAUGAGGGAAGAAGAUAAUGGUGAAGAGAGCAUACUUAUGACCAAUGUAAGUAUAGAUGAUGGGAAAUCAGAAGGAAGGAAACCGCGAUCAGCAUUGCUAUGGAGUGUGCUUUCACCUGUUCUAAACAUGCCAAUUUCUGAUUCCAAGAGGCAGAGAGUGUUGGUUGCUUCCUGUGUUCUUUAUUCUGAGUUAUAUCAUGCUGUUGGAAGGGAUGGAAAGCCUCUCCGUAAACUGUACCUUGAGGCCAUUGUACCUCCAUUUGUUGCUAUUUUGAGGAGGUGGCGGCCACUUUUGGCUGGAAUUCAUGAACUCGCAACUGCUGACGGUAAGAAUCCUCUUAUGGUUGAAGACCGUGCGUUGGCUGCUGAUGCCCUGCCAAUUGAGGCUGCUCUUGCAAUGAUCUCUCCAGCUUGGGCUGCUGCUUUUGCAUCUCCACCUGCUGCAAUGGCACUGGCAAUGAUAGCUGCUGGUGCCUCUGGAGGAGAAACUCCAGUUCCUCCGACAACUUCUCAACUCAGGCGUGACUCUUCAUUGCUUGAGCGGAAAACUACUAAGCUUCAAACAUUUUCAAGCUUUCAAAAACCUUUAGAGCAACCGGACAAAGCACCAGCUCUACCAAAGGAUAAGGCCGCUGCAAAGGCUGCUGCCUUGGCUGCAGCACGUGAUCUUGAACGUAAUAAUAAAAUUGGUUCUGGAAGGGGUCUCAGUGCUGUGGCAAUGGCCACAUCUGCACAGCGGAGGAGUGCUGGUGACAUGGAGCGUGUGAAGAGAUGGAAUAUUGCUGAAGCUAUGGGAGUUGCGUGGAUGGAAUGUUUGCAGCCAGUUGAUACCAAAUCAGUCUAUGGAAAAGAUUUUAAUGCUUUAUCAUAUAAAUUUAUUGCUGUUCUUGUGGCUAGUUUUGCUUUAGCAAGAAACAUCCAACGAUCUGAGGUUGACAGACGUUCUCAAGUUGAUCUAAUAACUCGUCAUCGUUUGGGCAAAGGAAGUCGUGCAUGGCGCAAGCUCAUGCAUUGCUUGAUUGAGAUGAAGUGUCUUUUUGGGCCAUCGGGAGACCAAUUGUGCAAUCAAUCACCUGUUUUCUGGAAGCUAGAUUUUAUGGAAAGUUCUUCUAGGAUGAGACGAUGCGUGAGGAGGAAUUACGAAGGUUCUGAUCAUUUUGGUGCUGCUGCCGAUUUUGAGGAUCAUAUUAAGACAAAAGAACAGGAAAAUGUCAUAAGCUCCUCAAAUGCUCCUAUAUUGGCAGCCGAAGCGAUUGCCAUAGAGGCAGUAAACGAAGAUGAUGAACAAGGGGAAAUUGAGAAUAUGGAUGAUAGAGCCUAUGGUAUUGAAGAGAGUGUGGAGAAUCAGUCACGACUGUCUGAAACAGCUGAUAAAAACCUGCAGGCACCUGCUGAAUCUGAUGAUACUCAAGUUGCUGGUGAACCAGGCUUGGUCCAAAGUUCGUCACCAAUUGCGGCUGGAUAUGUCCCUAGUGAACUUGAUGAAAGAAUUCUUCUUGAGCUUCCUUCAUCAAUGGUUCGGCCAUUGAGGGUUAUAAGUGGAACAUUUCAGGUAACAAGUAGAAGAAUAAAUUUCAUAGUUGAUAACAGUGAUAUGAAUGGUUCAUUGGAUGAACUAGAUUGCAAGGAUACGAGAGAAGAACAUAAAGAUCGUAGCUGGUGUAUGUCAUCCCUUCAUCAAAUAUACAGCCGAAGAUAUCUCCUAAGAAGAAGUGCUCUGGAGCUAUUUUUGGUUGAUCGUUCAAACUUCUUCUUUGAUUUUGGGAGUACUGAAGGACGAAGAAAUGCAUAUCGAGCAAUUGUUCAAGCACGGCCUCCCCAUUUGAAUAAUAUAUAUCUUGCAACUCAGAGACCUGAACAACUUCUGAAGAGAACACAGCUUAUGGAGCGUUGGGCUAGGUGGGAGAUCAGCAAUUUCGAAUAUCUAAUGCAGCUCAAUACCCUUGCAGGGCGUAGUUACAAUGAUAUUACUCAGUAUCCUGUUUUCCCAUGGAUCCUUUCUGAUUACAGUUCAAAGAGUUUGGAUCUUGCAGACCCUUCUUCGUAUCGAGACCUUUCAAAGCCUGUUGGUGCUUUGAAUUCUAAUCGUCUAGAAAAAUUUCAAGAGAGAUAUUCCAGCUUCGAGGACCCAGUCAUACCCAAAUUCCAUUAUGGUUCUCAUUAUUCCAGUGCUGGAACAGUGCUAUAUUAUCUUGUUAGAGUUGAACCGUUUACGACUCUGUCAAUUCAACUGCAAGGGGGAAAGUUCGAUCAUGCAGAUCGGAUGUUUUCAGAUAUUGCUUCUACAUGGAAUGGAGUUACUGAAGACAUGAGUGAUGUGAAGGAAUUGGUUCCUGAGUUGUUCUACCUCCCUGAGAUCUUAACCAAUGAAAAUUCAAUCGAUUUUGGUACAACACAAACAGGAGGAAAACUUGGUUCUGUCAAAAUUCCACCAUGGGCAGAAAACCCAAUUGAUUUCAUUCAUAAGCACCGGAAGGCUCUUGAAAGUGACCAUGUGUCUGCGCAUUUGCAUGAAUGGAUUGAUCUUAUAUUUGGUUAUAAGCAACGUGGAAAAGAAGCUAUAUCGGCAAAUAAUGUUUUCUUCUACAUUACCUAUGAAGGGACAGUUGAUAUUGAUAAGAUAUCAGACCCAGUACAACAACGUGCAACACAAGACCAGAUUGCAUACUUUGGUCAAACGCCAUCACAACUUCUUACCAUCCCUCACGUGAAGAAGAUGCCACUAGCAGAUGUACUUCAUUUACAGACCAUCUUCCGGAACCCAAAAGAAGUCAAACAAUAUACUGUUCCUGCUCCUGAGCGUUGCAAUCUUCCUGCAGCUGGCAUUCAUGCAUCUUCAGAUAGUGUCAUAAUUGUUGAUAUGCAUGCACCGGCAGCACAUGUUGCUCUGCACAAGUGGCAGCCGAACACACCUGACGGUCAAGGUAUGCCUUUCCUCUUUCAACACGGAAAGGCUGCAGCAAGCUCCACUGGUGGAGCAUUUAUGCGUAUGUUCAAAGGGCCUGCUGGAUCUGGUUCUGAGGAUUGGCUUUUUCCUCAAGCACUAGCAUUUGCUACAUCUGGAAUCAGAAGCUCAUCUAUAGUUUCCAUAACAUGUGACAAAGAAAUCAUUACUGGUGGGCAUGUAGAUAACAGUAUCAAGCUAGUUUCUUCAGAUGGAGCAAAAACCUUGGAGACAGCCUUUGGCCACUGCGCUCCAGUCACUUGUCUUGGACUUUCACCUGAUAGCAACUACCUUGUGACGGGAUCUCGGGAUACUACAGUUUUACUGUGGAGAAUACAUAGAGCAUUUACUUCUCGCUCGAGCAGCGUAUCAGAAUCUUCUAGUGGGACAGGUACAUCAGGCACAACCAGCAAUAGUAAUUUAUCACAUAUAUUGGCAGAUAAAAGCAGGAGGCGUCGUAUUGAAGGUCCCAUACAUGUUCUUCGAGGCCACCAGAGGGAAAUACUCUCUUGCUGUGUGAGCUCAGAUCUUGGAAUAGUUGUUUCAUGCUCCCAAUCAUCAGAUGUGCUCUUGCAUUCUAUAAGAAGAGGUCGGCUGAUCAGAAGGCUACCUGGUGUGGAGGCCCAUGCAGUCUGCCUCUCUUCUGAGGGAGUUGUGUUGACUUGGAAUAAAACACUCAACACUUUGAGUACCUAUACUCUAAACGGGUCUCUCAUUGCCAGAGCUCAGUUAUCGGUCUCUGGUAGCAUCAGUUGUAUGGAAAUUUCUGUUGAUGGAUGGAGUGCUUUGAUAGGAAUAAACUCGUCUAUGGAUACUGAUAGAUCCUUCAGCAGCAGCUGGGAUUCUAAGCUUAAAAACACAGACUUUGAAGAUCUUUCUCGGGAGUCAGAGAAAACUGAGGAAAUCAAAAGACUGGACACUCCAUCACCUUCAGUUUGCUUCCUGGAUAUCCAUACACUGGAGGUUUUUCAUAUAUUGAAGUUGGGAGAAGGAAGGGAGAUCACAUCGCUUGCUCUAAACGCAGAUAAUACCAACCUUCUGGUGUCGACUGCAGAUAAACAGUUGCUAAUUUUCACUGACCCAGCUUUGAGCUUGAAAGUGGUGGAUCAAAUGCUCAAGCUUGGUUGGGAAGGUGAUGGGCUAAGUCCCCUAAUAAAGUCAUAGUUUUAGGCCAUACCGGAAAAGAUACCCGAUAGUCCGAUACCUCCAUAGGUCACAAACUGCAAGAGCAUGUUAGCUAUAGCCCUCUGUCUUGGAGUUUGAGUAGAAUCAUUCAUUUGCAGUUUGAGAUGUGUUUUGACUUUGAGUGUAACAUAUGUGUAGUAUAUAUAGGCAGAAGAACCCUAUAUUGCAUACUCAGAGGUACAGGCUUAGAUUGCUGCGAGGUUGGUGUUUUUUGUUUCUUUGACUCGAUUGAGUUGUAAGUAUGUAGAGGCUCUCGAGGCUUUGAGCUCUUCAUUUUUGUUCAUUGAUUUCUUUUGUUAGUGAAUGAAAAUAUAGAAGGUAUGGCUACAUGGACUGUUCACCAUGAGCAAUAGAAACUUGAUCUAUUUGUUCCAAUCUUGGCUGAAAAUGUCAUCGGAAGAGGUCAGUUUGAGAUGAUGUACCUGAACAAUAUUGAGCAAUGUCCCGACUCCUAACCCCAUGCUCAAGUAAAUAGGCAUUUUGGCUGGAGCUUUCCAUCAUUCCAUGGCAUAUCUUUUUGUAUUUUCCAUAUUUUAAUUUGACCAUUUCUACAAGAUUCGAUGGGAGAAGUUGAGAGCAUUGAAUUAUCCAAUGACUACCAAUAUAUUCAGACUUCCUAUAUUUUC